AUGAGCUUUUUGCGGUUUUUCGUUGGUGUUUUAACGGUGACGACGUUGACUGAGAAUGGGAAACACACCGUCCUAGUAAUAGAAUACGGCCCCCUCUCCCCUUCCCCUAGCAUCCUCCUCCCCCACGACUCCCACAUCUCCCACCCCUCUCGCCUCUACAACAUAACCUCCGUCCCCAACCCCAGCCUCAACAACGCCACAACCCGCGUCUCGGUCAACGCCCUCGUCGGCGGCGGCAGUGCCGUAAAUGGCAUGACCUUUGACCGCGGCAGCGCCGCCGACUACGACGCGUGGACCGCCCUCGGCAACUCAAACUGGACCUUUAACUCGCUCCUCCCGUAUUUCCGCAAAAGCGUAACAUUCACGCCGCCCAGCGCGGCGGUUGCCGAAAAAUAUAAUUACACAUGGGAUGUGGAUGCUGCGUAUGGUGAGAAGGGCGAGGUGCAGGUGAGUUUUCCGCCAUACCAGUUUCCGGGGCAGCAGCCGGUGUGGGAAGCGUUCAAGGAGAUGGGGGUUGAGAAGCCGAAAGAGGCAGCGGGAGGAAGGGCCAUGGGCGCGAUUAUCAUGCCCAGUGCGUUGGAUCCAGUGAAAAGGACGAGGAGUUAUGCUACGACGGUGCAUUAUGAACCGUAUGCGCAGAGGAAGAAUUAUGUGUUGUUGACGGGGUGGCGAGGGAUGGAGAUUCUGUUCAAAGAAGGGGGUACGGACUUGGAGGUCGAAGGCGUGCAAGUCAAGAGUAGGGAGACAGGAGAGAGUGUUGUAGUGAGGGCGAGGAAGGAGGUCAUUAUUGCCACUGGAGCAAUCUGGACACCGUGGCUACUCCAGCGAUCCGGUCUUGGACCAAAGAGUAUCCUGGAAAAGGCCGGUAUACCACUAAAACAACACCUCCAAGGUGUAGGAGCCAACUACGCCGACCACGCCUUCGGUGGUGGCGUCUGGAAUUACACCCUCAAUCCCUUCACCCCGGCGCAACAAGACCUCCUCACAAACGCCACUUUCUACGCCCAAGCAGAGAAGGAAUACAAAAAUUCCCGCACCGGACCCCUUACAGUCGCCCGUGGGAACCAAGCCGCUUUCCUCCCUUUACGAACCGUAGACCCAGAGAAUUGGGCAACCCUCGUCUCUGAAAUCUCCUCACAGGACCCAACACCCUACCUCCCAGACUACUACGACAGCACCCUCCAUGCGGGCUUCAAGGUGCUUCGGAACCUCACUGCUUCCUACCUCGCCCGUUUCGACGCCGCAACCUACGAAUUUCCAUUCUCCGCCGGCCCCCUAAGAUUCGCAGUCUUGAUGCGACCGCUUAGCCGAGGCACCGUGGGCAUAAUCACCACCGAUCCCGCCAACCAGCCAGUCCUAGAUUUCCGCACCUUGUCAAACCCCCUAGAUGUCAAAACCGCCAUUGCCGGUUUACGCUUCAUGCGCCGCUUCCACGCCUUGCCCGCUUUCGCCCACGUGGGUGCCGUGGAAGUAGCACCGGGGUUAAACGUCACCAGUGACUCUGAACUAGAGGCUUAUCUAAGAAGAGCUUUUACGCCUACGUUUGCGCAUCCGUCGGGGACGGCGGCUAUGUUACCGAGGGGGCUGGGGGGUGUGGUGGGGCCUGAUUUGAGGGUGCAUGGGGUAAAGGGGUUGAGCGUGGUGGAUGCGAGUGUGAUUCCGUGGUUGCCGGCCAGUCAUAUAUGUACGACGGUUUAUGCGGUGGCUGAGAAUGCAGCGGAUUUGAUCAAGGGGAGGGCGGGGUGGGAAUAG
Molecule: messenger RNA, 1752 nt
Organism: Pyrenophora tritici-repentis Pt-1C-BFP
Lineage: Eukaryota; Fungi; Ascomycota; Dothideomycetes; Pleosporales; Pleosporaceae
Product: BetA, Choline dehydrogenase and related flavoprotein
Biological process (GO): secondary metabolite biosynthetic process
Molecular function (GO): flavin adenine dinucleotide binding; oxidoreductase activity, acting on CH-OH group of donors
Source: RefSeq, a predicted model, not a curated record